This is a messenger RNA of Fusarium coffeatum, 228 nucleotides long. RefSeq lists its product as uncharacterized. Lineage: Eukaryota; Fungi; Ascomycota; Sordariomycetes; Hypocreales; Nectriaceae. The transcript has a single exon. Bases 1 to 228 code for a protein of 75 amino acids. Gene Ontology annotation, cellular component: cytosolic small ribosomal subunit; ribosome. Gene Ontology annotation, molecular function: structural constituent of ribosome. Gene Ontology annotation, biological process: translation. The record is from RefSeq and is a predicted model, not a curated record.
AUGUUCAAGACUGACCCACAGGCAGCCAGAUCUUAUCUUCACGUGUUUCACGCUCUUAUUGUUAGAAUUCCUUAUCGCACGUGCAACAUCAACAACGCCGAAAAGGCCGGCAAGCGCCAGGUCCUUCUUCGCCCUUCCUCCAAGGUCAUCGUCAAGUUCCUUGAGCUCAUGCAGCAGAAUGGAUAUAUCUCGGAGUUCGAAGAGGUAGAUGAUAACCGCGGAGGCUAG